This is a messenger RNA of Clonostachys rhizophaga, 4185 nucleotides long. The record is from the annotation of a GenBank genome assembly. Lineage: Eukaryota; Fungi; Ascomycota; Sordariomycetes; Hypocreales; Bionectriaceae.
AUGUCUAACCGAGAGGACUACACAGUGGGGUGGAUCUGUGCUAUUGUCAAAGAAUAUGUCGCGGCACAAGUCUUUCUCGAUGAGAGAUAUUCCGGCCCCGACUCUGUGGCUUGCAAUGACACUAAUACCUACACACUGGGAAGAAUGGGGAGGCAUAAGGUUGUGAUAGCUGUGCUUCCCGACGGAGAGUAUGGCAUAUCUGCUGCAACAGGGGUCGCGAAGGAUAUGCUGCACAGCUUUCCUAACGUCAGAAUCGGCCUUAUGGUUGGAAUCGGCGGUGGAGCACCCAGCCGAAAGCAUGAUAUCCGGCUGGGCGACAUUGUCGUCAGUGCUUCUCAUGGCAGUAGCGGCGGUGUAUUCCAGUACGACUUCGGCAAGACGAUUCAAGACCAGAAAUUCUGCACUACUGGGUUCUUGAACCAGCCUCCGACCCUCCUGCGUUGCGCCGUGGCCGACAUCAGGGCCAAAUUUGAGAUAGAAGGCCACCAGAUUGAAGCUGCCAUUGAGGCUAUUCUCGAAAAUAAGCCAACGCUUCGCAAAAAUGAAGUUGUUCAUCCUGUAGCUGAUGACGAGGCCUGUGUCACGACUUGUGGUGAUGGUCCGCCGACUCUGAUAGCACGGCCUAAGAGAACCGACGAGGAUGAAAACCCAACAAUCCACUACGGUCUGAUUGCUUCAGCAAACCAGCUAAUGAAGGAUGCUCUCUUUCGGGACCAACUUGCCAAAGAGAAGGAUGUAUUAUGUUUCGAAAUGGAAGCGGCUGGGUUGAUGAACCAAUUCCCUUGUCUAGUAAUCCGCGGUAUAUGCGACUAUUCAGAUACCCAUAAGAACAAGGAGUGGCAAGGUUAUGCAGCAAUGACGGCUGCCGCAUACGCCAAGGACCUCCUUUGUUGCAUCCCCCCGACUAAGGUCGAGGCCGAGAAAAAGAUCAAGGACAUUCUUUCUGAUAUCGGGACGAGUAUCAGAAACAUCGACUCAAAGUUGAGCAGAAAGGAAGAUCUUGAAAUACUCAAAUGGCUUAGCUCAACUGAUUACGACGCGGAGCAGAACGACCAUUUCAGACAAAGACAGGAAAAUACCGGCCAAUGGUUUAUCAACUCCUCAGAGUUUCGAAAUUGGAUCGAGGCCAUUGGGCAAACAUUGUUUUGUCCAGGGAUUCCAGGAGCAGGAAAGACAAUAAUGGUGUCAGCAGUGAUUGACCACCUGAAAACUCGCUUCUCGGAAGAUGAGUCUGCUGGUAUCAGCUUUAUUUAUUUUAAUUUCAGGCGUCAAGGCCAGAAGGUGCAGGAUCUCUUCAGCAGUUUGCUAAUGCAACUUAGCCGAGGCCGGCCAGCUCUACCGGAUUCCCUCCAAACACUCUACAGGAAACAUCAGACAAAGUGCACGCGGCCUCGUAUUGAUGAAAUACUGGAAACUUUUCAAUCUAUAAUAUCGACGUAUGCAAAAGUAUUUAUCGUUGUCGACGCACUCGAUGAAUACCAGUCUUCUGAUGGUUAUCUGGAUACUUUUUUAACCAACAUAUUCAAGAUCCAGGAUAAGACUCAGUUAAACAUCUUGGCGACAUCGAGACAUGUUGCGGAAAUUGCAGCGAGAUUUCAUGGGGGCAGUUUGCUAGAAAUACGAGCUGUAAACCAAGAUGUGCGAACGUAUCUGGCUGGCCAUAUGGACAGAUUGCCAAAUUUCGUCCGGCGUGAUGCCGAUUUACAAAAUCGAAUAAGGUCCACAAUAGCUCAGGCUGUCAACGGAAUGUUUCUUCUUGCUUCGUUACAUAUAGAUACCCUCACUAGAGAGCCUACAGUCGGUCAUCUCGAACUGGCAUUGCAUGCUUUGCCCAAGGGACUGGAUGAGACAUAUGAGCAGGCUUUGGUGCGCAUUGAAAGGCAAGGUGGGGGACUUCAACAAUUAGCAAAGGCGGUCUUGUCUUGGCUUGUGUUUGCACACAGACAGCUUUCCCCAGCUGAGCUCCAAUGUGCCCUUGCGAUCAAGCCUGGAAGUUCGAAGCUGGAUAGAAAGUUUGUCCCUGAUGUUGAAACAAUAGGAUCUAUCUGCGCAGGUCUGGUUACGCUAGACACUGAAAGCAACGUCAUCCGGUUGGUCCAUAUGACAGCGCAGGCGUUUUUCGAGCGCACCCACGACCGAUGGUUACCGAAUGCGGAAAACGAUGUCACAAGAGCCUGCAUCACCUACCUUUUUUUUGAUGAAUUUAAGAAGGGUCCCUGCCUAUCGAAUGAUGAGUAUGAUGAGCGUCUGAAAUCGAACCUACUCUACCCCUACGCAAUAGAACAUUGCAUUUAUUCCAGCCAAGAUUCCACAGAUUUCCAUGAAGAAACAAUUAUGUUCCUACAAUCCAAGGCAAGUUUAGAAGCUGCAAUUCAAACUCAUAUGGUUGGGGACAUUAUCCCUUUUAGCUCUUUCAAGAGGGCGUAUAGAAAUUACAGCCAAAAAUUUCCAAAGGGAGUGAGCAUGCUUCAUGUGGCAGCCCAUUGUGGAAUAAAGAAGGCAGUCGAAACCCUUAUUUUAAGCGGGGCUGAGCCCUCUGCCAAGGAUGACUCAAAUCGAACUCCGCUCCUUUAUGCCGCCACAAGAGGCUAUGAGACUGUAGUAAAGCAGCUUCUCGAUGCCGACCCGACUGGUGUUGAUUUAAUGAGUAUCCACGGCCGAACACCGAUUUCACAUGCUGCUCAACUUGGCCGUGCUGGUGUAGUUAGGCUACUACUUGAUACUGGCAAGGCCAAAGCUGACUUGGGAGAUAAAAUUGGUCGAACACCUCUUUCAUAUGCUGCAAAGGAAGGUAAUGGGGAUGUAGUCAAGCUAUUACUCGAAACCGGUGAUGUUAAUCCCGACUCAGAAGAUGAGAAAGGCCGAUCACCACUAUCAUAUGCGGCACGGUAUGGCCAUGGGGAUAUAGUCAAGCUAUUACUUGAAACCGGUGAUGUUGAUCCCGACUCAAAAGAUGAAAAUGGACGGUCACCGCUAUCAUAUGCGGCAUGGUUUGGCCAUGGGAAGUUUGGCCAUGCGAAUAUAGUCAAGCUACUGCUCGAAACUGAUGAUGUUAAUCCCGACUCAAAAGAUAAGCAUGGGCGGUCACCACUAUCAUACGCUGCCGAGGAAGGUAGCGAGGCUACAAUUAAGCUGCUACUUGAUGUGAGUUCAACUGACGUCAACUCAAGGAACAUUGAUGAUAUGAGAACACUUUCAUAUGCUGCCAAACACGGCCAUGAAAGUAUUGUUAGGACACUAUUUGAUCGAUGGAAUCGCGAUGCUCGGGCAGCUACUGACUGGCCGGCGGAAUGGUUCCACAGUCGCAUCUUGCGUCCCAACAUAGUAGACAUACUGCUCGAAAAUGGAAAGUUGGAUAUUGUCUCAGAGAAUGGCCGAUCUCCGCUCUUCUGGGCAGCCAGAGCCGGCGCCAAGACGAUAGUUGAACGGCUUCUCAAUUCAGGAAAGGUUAAUAUUAACUCGAAGGACAUAUUCUUUGGCCGCACACUGUUGUCAUGGGCUAUUGAGGGAGGAGAAGAAGAAAUUAUUAAAUUGCUCCUCGAUGUACCGAACAUUGACGUCAACCUGCAGGGCAGUGACGGUGAAUCGCCACUGAUUACAGCUGUUUUCCUGGGGAGAGAGGCUAUAACGAAGAUUUUGCUUAACAUAGAGAGCGUUGAAGUUGAUUUGAAAGAAUCGACAAGUUCCAUGACGGCAUUUGGAUACGCGGCUAUGACUGGGAAUGAGGCCAUUAUGAGGCUGCUUCUCGAUACGGGAAUGGUCGACAUUAACACGAAAGUAUAUUCAGGUCUCACCCCAUUGCAUUUUGCUGCCAUUGGAGAUCAAGAGGCUUCAGUGAGGUUGCUACUUGAUACAGGAAAGGCCGAUGUUGAGUCAAGGGAUUGUGAUGGUCUGACGCCACUCGCAUUGGCUGCUCAGGAAGGGCGCGAGGGCCCAGUCAAGUUGCUCCUUGAUAGAGGAAAGGCUUAUGUUAACUCAAGAGGCGAGAAUGACAAAACGCCAAUCAUAGCUGCUGCUGAACGGCGGCAUGAGGGUGUGGUGAAGCUGCUGCUUGACACAGACGGGUUAGAUAUUGACGUGAAGGAUUCUUCUGGGCUAACUGCGCUCGACUACGCCACAAAGAACUGGCAUGAGCCCGUGAGGAAGUUACUACAAGCUCGACUGGGGAGCCAGGACUCAUGUUGA